Papilio machaon (common yellow swallowtail) is the source of this 3075-nucleotide messenger RNA. Its product is annotated as piggyBac transposable element-derived protein 4. Bases 670 to 2610 code for a protein of 646 amino acids. Lineage: Eukaryota; Metazoa; Arthropoda; Insecta; Lepidoptera; Papilionidae. The record is from RefSeq and is a predicted model, not a curated record. The transcript has 3 exons.
AUUGAUUAACCCUUUAACCGCCAGAGUCGGAUUAAUCCGACCAAUGUUAUCGUGUCCAUUUCGCCUAGGUCGUAUAUAUCCGACAAAAUAGCUGUGUUUGUUUUUAGUGGCUUUUCCGACUCGUCAUGUUUUAUAUUGCCUUAAACAUGUUAUUAUAUGAAGAUUUAAUACAUAAAGCAAUCAUUUGUAAUGUCGUACACUUUUGGUUCGUACUAAAAAGCCAUAUUAAGAAGUAAGAAGUUCGGUGAAAUAACUGAUAAUAUUCUCUUGUAAUUUCAUUAGUGCCAAACGCCCGCGUCGGAGAAAUCCGACACUAGUGUUGGGACAUUAUUCAAAGAGUAACAUGUAAAAAAAAAUGUACAUCAAAGCAGUUCUCUUAAUAUUGACUUAUUCAGAGAACAACAAAUAAAUUAAUUACUAAUAAAUAUUUCUUUACAAUAGUUCUACAUAGUUUUAUUGAAUUCUUCUGAAAAUAAGCAAAUAAGUUGUCAAAUGUCGACAAUUGUGAAUGAUAGUGUUCCCAUCCCUAGAUGACAUGUUACGAAUAUCAUUACGUCAGUUUGCCCAGCGCCACGGUCGGAUAAAUACGACCGCUUUAGACGUCAUAAACGAGUUCUGGUUUCCAGAAUAUUCCAUAGUGUUGUGAUUGUGCGUGCCAUUUUAGUUACGAUGACUACAGCUGAAGAAUUAAUUCGAAUUCUGGAAGGUGAGGAAAAUGAAGAAUUCAUACCAGACGAAGACUUUGAUUUUGAUGAAGAGGUUCACACGGGCAAUGUCGCAGCCACUGACAUUAACUGGACUACGCAAAUUUCUCCUCCAGUGUUAGAAGAAUUCGAUGAGUUUAUUUGUGGAGUGUCGCCAGAUAUCGCAUUAGAUAGUGAUUCCUCGGAAUUACAAUUUUUUGAAAAAUUUUGUGAUAUAGACUUGGUGCAGAAAAUUGUUGAUUGUACGAAUAAGUAUCAUCAACAAUUCGUAAGACAUACUGAUCUCAGAGUGUAUUCAAGGCUACAGCGAUGGCAAGACGCGACUACUGAGGACAUCUACAUCGUAUUAGCUUUAACCAUGCUUUUUACUAGAAAUAAACGCAUAACAAUUGAAGAACAUUGGUCAACAGACCCUUUAUUGCAUAGCGCGGUGUUUCAUAACACAAUGUAUCGAAAUAGAUAUUGUUCAAUUAUAGCAAUGUUAUGCUUUUAUGAAGUAACUGCAAGAGCCAGUGAUACAUCAAGGUUACAAAAAAUAAAAAUGAUGAUCGACCACGCACGUGAAAAGUUCAAAAGCACAUUUAUGCCUGGUCGCAAAUUAUGUAUUGACGAAAGUAUUGUGCCAUUCAAAGGGCGACUAGUUAUGAAACAAUACUUACCUAAAAAACGUAAUAGAUUUGGCAUAAAACUGUUUGUUUUAUGCGAUGUCAAAACCGGUUACAUAGUGGAUUUCAUAGUAUACUGUGGAGUCGAAACUCAAGUUGAGCUCUUACAAAAUUUAGGUUUAACUGGAUCAGUUGUAAAUGAACUAUUAAAAGACUAUUAUUAUUGCAACCGAGAAUUAUAUGUAGAUAACUGGUAUUCCAGUCCUCGGCUUUUUCUUCAUUUACAUCAAAGGGGCACAUACGCAUGUGGCACCGUAAAGUCUAAUAGGAAGGGAAUGCCAAGCUUCGAAAGACUGAAACGUGGGGAAACCGCAGCUUACGCAUCACCUCCGCUUUUGGCUCUUAAAUGGCAAGAUAAAAAAACAGUUUUAAUGUUGUCGACGUUUCAUGAUGAUAAAAUAGUUCCAUCAAACAGUGUAGACUACUCCACUGGGUUGCCCAAACUAAAACCACAGUGUGUAGUGGACUACACAGGAAAUAUGGGAUCGGUUGACACUUCUGAUAUGAUGACCAGUACGUUAGGCUGUAUCAGAAAAUCAAAAAAAUGGCAUAAAAAGCUGGGUUUCCAUGUAAUUGACAUGUUUAUGCUCAAUGCUUUCUUUUUGUUUAAAAUUAUGAAAAAUAAUACAAACUGUAGUUUUGCUGAUUUUCAGUUAAGCGUUAUCAGACAACUAAUAGAAAAAUAUAAACAACCUGCUAUAAUCCAGCCUUCUACAUCACGCGGCAUCAUUGAUCCUUUCCGAUUUUUACAUCAAGAUUCCUUACAACAUUUUCCUGUGAAAAUACCAAACCGAAAAUCGCAAAGGUGUAAAAUUUGCGCAUCAAAGAAAAAAAGAUCUGAAACGCGUUUUAUGUGCAGAAAAUGCAAUGUGUAUCUGUGUGUAGAUCCGUGUGCUACUGAAUACCAUAAAACUACAGGAAAGAUUGAAGAGAGCCAAUCAAUUUUAGCUGACUACAGCCAAGACGAUGUAACAGAUAGCCAAGAUGUUGUUAUCCCUGUCCAAUCACAGUUAAGAAGUUGCGAUAGUACACCAGAUUUAUACAGAUCUAUCGCAACGCAAACUCGUGUUAAAACAGCAACUGUAAGUACACAGUAUGAGCAAACUUGUAAUCCGAUCAGAGAAACUGCAAGAAUCUUAGCUGACGGCUAUUUUAGGGGUAAUGAAACUCUUAAAAAUAAGUUUAUAGAAAGUUACAUAAAUUUGGUAUCUACUAUAAUUCGCUUGAUCGAUUCCGAUUAAAAUACAACCUUUUAUUAAAAAAAACCGUAUUUUUUAAAUAACUGAUUGAUGUUCGAUUUUUUAUAAUUAUUUUUAUAACGCUAUGUUGUUAGAUUUCAAGAAAUUAAUGCGUGUGUGUAGACAGGUACCCAUAUUUUGAUUUUAAGUAUAUAUUUAGAAAUCAUUGUGAUCAUGUUGUAACUUUUGUUCUCCUAUACUGGCUGAUUUAUUGUGUAAGAUUUUGAUAGAUAAUUAUUUGUUAUUACUGAGGUUUUGCUGAAAAAAUGCUGUUUGUACCUAAACCUGUUUUUAGAGUAGGCAGAUAAGUACCUACCUAAAUGUUGAUUAUUGAGCUACUGAUUUAUGUGAGGACGGAAUUUAUUCGGUACCUAUCUAUAAAGAAAUCACUGUGAUAAUGUUAUUAGUGUAAGUAUAACUUUAGUUCUUUUUAUUGUAAGUCAAGGACACAUAAACCUUAUAGCGAGA